AUGUCUUUGCUCGAUAAAGUGCCCGGCGAUCUCAAGCUCUAUAUCGGAGGGCUCCCACUUGAGGAGAAGCUNUUUGAAGGAUACAAGCAUAUGGUCGUUGAGGUUGAUGAUGUCGAAGAUGAGAACCUGCUUGAGCACUUCCCAGCAGCCACUAAAUUCAUCGAAGACGGUCUUGCAUCUGGAGGCGCAGUCCUUGUACACUGUGCAAUGGGGAAAUCACGGUCUGCAACAUGUGUCAUUGCAUAUCUGAUGCAGAAACACCACAUCUCACCUUCCGAGGCUCUGGAACAAAUACGACAGAGCAGGCCGCUCUGCGAGCCUAACGAAGGGUUCAUGAAACAGUUGGAGCUUUACCGCGAGAUGCAGACACCUGAGAACGUCGAGGAUACACCGACAUAUCAGCGUUGGGUCUAUCAGCGUGAAGUAGAGAUGAGCCGCGCGUGCGGACAAGCACCAGAGGCAGAGAAGAUUCGCUUCGAGGAUGAGCAUGUGGCAGCAAAGGAUGAAGGUGGAUUUGAUAUGCGAUGCCGAAAGUGCAGACGCACCCUGGCAACAUCGCAAUUCCUGAUACCUCACCAGGCUCAACGAGGCCCGGCUGAUUCUUGUACACACUACUUCCUUGAUCCUCUAUCGUGGAUGCGACCGGAGCUGGAGAAGGGAGAAGUAGAAGGAAGGUUGGAGUGCCCCAAUGCCAAAUGCAAAGCCAACGUGGGCAAAUAUGCAUGGCAGGGCAUGCGAUGCAGUUGUGGAGAGUGGAUAGUGCCGGCUAUCAGUUUGUCGAAAGGCAGGAUUGAUGAGGCUAAGAAGAAGGCUGUCGACCCUAGCGCCAUGGGUAUUCGUAUGCCGGCGACAGCAAACCCAAGAGGCCCCGGGCAAAACAAUCUCUAA
Molecule: messenger RNA, 888 nt
Organism: Aureobasidium vineae
Lineage: Eukaryota; Fungi; Ascomycota; Dothideomycetes; Dothideales; Saccotheciaceae
Source: the annotation of a GenBank genome assembly